This is a messenger RNA of Arabis nemorensis, 1800 nucleotides long. The record is from the annotation of a GenBank genome assembly. Lineage: Eukaryota; Viridiplantae; Streptophyta; Magnoliopsida; Brassicales; Brassicaceae.
AUGUCGUUGUUUCCGUCUUUUCAAUUGCUAGAGCUUAACAUAAUCUCUGCUCAAGAUCUAGCUCCUGUCUCCCGUAAAAUGAAGACCUACGCGGUCGCUUGGGUUCACUCAGAGCGUAAACUCACAACCCGCGUCGACUACUCCGGUGGUGGAAACCCGACUUGGAACGACAAGUUCGUUUUCCGAGUAAGCGAGGAUUUCCUCUACGCCGAUACUUCAGCCGUGGUGAUCGAAAUCUACGCUUUACAUUGGUUCCGUGAUGUUCACGUUGGCACAAUCCGUGUCCUCAUAAGCAACCUAAUCCCUCCAAAUCGUCGACCUGGAUACCGAAGUAACGACGAGUAUCGCCAUACACCGCCUCCCGGGAUGCGAUUCGUCGCGCUUCAAGUUCGUAGACCAUCUGGUCGUCCUCAAGGGAUAUUGAACAUUGGUGUAGGAAUGCUUGAUGGAUCUAUGCGUAGUAUGCCACUUUACACAAACAUGGACUCUUCUGCAGUUGGUUACAGAGAUUUGCUUGGGGAUGAUGAUCCACAUUUGCAGAAUUUGCAUCUUAAUAGCUACAAAGGAAGCUCGAGGAAUCCGCAAUCUCCUUCUUCGAAACAAUACCAAUCCGUAGUCUCGAGACCACCACCGAUGCUCCGUCGUACAAGGAGCGAUACGAGCUCAAUGGUGGUUUCCGAUCUUCUAAGCAGAGCAGAACGGAGCCGUUUGGCUAAUCGGAAACCUGCAAGCGCGUUGAUGAGCAAUGACGAAUCGGAAACUGUACCUACAACGUCGGGACACGAUUCAACGACGUCGGAUUCCGACGCAACGAACAUGAUCGAUUAUGCUCCUCCUUACCAAUCCCCUCAUAUGCCGAGUCAGAGAUACGAUUCGUUCGAGCCUGAUUUCGUGGAUCAGUCGCCGAACCGCAAUGUUUCACGGCCGAGAAGUGAGAGACACAAGGAAUCGCCGGCUUAUCAUUCGUAUGAACAUCAAUCACGCAAAACUCCGAGAAGAUCAACGCCGAUGAUCGAGAAACCGAGACCUCCGAGAGAUUACGAUCGAACUAGCAGCCGCGCUUCACCGUACUUGUCAAGACACGGUACUCCGUUGAGAUCUAACAUCAUCGCAUCUACUCCGAUCAGAUCUAACAUGGUUGCAUCUAGUCCGAUGAGAUCCACCGGCGUUGGAUCGACUCCAAGGAGAUCUAACAUCCUCGCAUCGACUCCAUUACGAUCCAACAUCGUCGGAUCUACUCCGAUUCGAUCUAACUACAUGGCUACACCGAUGAAAUCGCCUCUACAAUUCGGUACUCCGAUGAGAUCUAAUUUAGCAGGACGACCGAUUUUAACAGAAUCUGAGUUAGGUCCAUCACCUUCAGAAGUAGCUCAGAAAAUGGCGAAAGAGAGAUCGCGAGCCAACGAAACAGAGAGCUCGAUCCUCAGCGAAUGGAGUCUCGACGACGAUAGUAACAUCGAAGGUCUCAGAUCGAAACUCGAGCGGUGGCGAACUGAGCUUCCGCCGCUUUACGAUCUCGGAUCAAGUCACCAAAGCAGCGAUGUAGGGAGCGGCGCGAUUGUUCCAGUCACCGGAGGAAAAAGCUCGAGGAGGAAAACUCCGACGACGGUGAAGAAGAAGCAUAAUCGCCGUCACACCGAAGGAGGAAACGGACUUUUCUCGUGUUUCAGUAAUAUCUGCGGCGUUGAAUGCACUUUCGUGUGUGGAGGCGGGUCGGAUCCGGACGGGUCAAAAAAGAAAGGUGGGUCCUCCGGGCGUAUUCCACGGUUGGGUUCUGCUGAUAAUUUGAGUUAUUUGUGA